GUAAAGAAAUCUGUUGGCUUUGGGCUCUCUUCGAAACAGAGAAAAGACUAGUAAACUCGCUGUCAACUCCCUCGCUCCGGAACUGCUCUAAGAUUCUGCCGCCGCCGAUCAGCAACUUUCCCCCCUUACUCCGGCGGCGAUCGAGUUUCUGAGAAAAGAAACAGAGGGAAGAUGGAAACCUCCGAGACUGAAAGGAUCGUGAUGGAGGAUUUGGAUGGUGGCUUCGUCCUUGUUGAUUUCGAAGAAACUCUUGCGGCAAACGACGGAAAUCAUGAGGAAUUGCUGUCUGAUGACGACGACGACGAAUUGAGCUACACCAACUCUGUUACUCUGACGAUCACCCCUGAAUUUCCAAGGAAGAGAUGGGCAGUGAACAUCCCACCAAGGGAACAACGAAUCAAGGACGUAAUCAAACUCCUUGUCCUCACAUAUCUGCCUGCCAAGUCAGUCUGCAGAUUCAGAGCCGUGUCCAGAGACUGGAACAGCUGGAUAUCCGCGCCAUUCUUCGCCCACGAGCAAUCGCUUCGCUUCACCAAAACCUCCGGCCUCUUCUCCCAGUUCCCAGGAGAAAACCCAUCCUUCACCGCCCUCGAUUGGCGCUCCUCUGGGGUUCCAAUUCCAUCCCUCAGCUUCUUGCCAGAAAGAGUCGAGGUUCGAGCCACCAAUGGCGGCUUGCUCUGCUGCAGAAGCCAUCUAGGGUUUUACUACAUCUGCAACCCAGCCACCAAGCAAUGGACCAAGCUUCCGGAGCCGAAUAUGUACCACGGACCCGAGACAGCUCUGGGGCUCACCUUCGAGCCUUCUCCAUCCAGCUACUCUGCAAACUACCAGCUCGUUUCUGCUGUUGUGGCCGCCAAGUCCUCGGCAAUUGAUGAUGACGAUGAGGAUCGUCUCGUGGUGGUCUCGUUCGAGGUCUACUCCUCGAGGUCCGGCGAAUGGAGGGUGUGCGAUGCAAUGUACUGCGAUGGCGAUUUGGGGAACCCUGAGUUCGUCGGGGACGGGUUGUACUUGAAUGGGUUUGUGCAUUGGGAGACUGGAAGUGGUAAAGUUCUCACCUUUGAUGUGAAGAACGAAGACUGUGGCGUAAUCAAUCUGCCACUCGGCCAUGGCCCUCAGGGUUCGUUGGGGGUUAUGAACGGAGAGCUGUGCUACCUUUUGCCGAGUAUUCGCGGCGGGGAGGUGGACGUAGAAGAAGAAGGAGAUGGUGCCCUCGAGGAGGUCUGGUCGCCGGUGAUUGAAGUGUAUGGAGAUAUGGACAUGAAGCUGAAGCGUGUGAUCAAUGUGAACUGUGGUGCAGGGGAGUUCUGUGGCAGAGCUUUGGCUCUCGUUGGCGACAAGGUAGCGAUUGCAGUUUUUGGGAACAAGGUUGUGGCUUAUGAUGUGGAAGCUGAGAAGGGGGAAUGGAUUGGGAAUGCGAGGGAAGAUGGGUUUGAGAAGUUUCUGCCGUAUGUGAACAGCCUGGUGGAUGUAAAGGUUGCUGGAUCUGGAGAUAUGGUUUGUGCUUGGUAAAGAGGAUUAGUCUGUGGGAGACGCAUUAGGAAGGAUUAGUCUGUUGACUCGAUAGUAUGGAGUAAGAGCCAUUUUGGACAUAAGUUGAUUGAAUCCAGGGUUGAAUGUGAUGGAUGCAUAGUUUGAUUUGGUUUUAACUUUUCAAUUUCUAAGGUUUUGGUACUUGGAUUUUGAUUCCAUUCCUUGUAAAUAAAUAAGUCAAUUGGCUGAUUGGGAUGAAAUGAGGUUCAUAUAAAUUUCGUUUAUGAUAUUUUUUUA
Molecule: messenger RNA, 1767 nt
Organism: Linum tenue
Lineage: Eukaryota; Viridiplantae; Streptophyta; Magnoliopsida; Malpighiales; Linaceae
Source: the annotation of a GenBank genome assembly